AUGCGAGGAUGCCUGCAGUUAGCCAGAUGGCUGUGCGCAGCGCCGAAACGCCCAGCUGCAAGCCUUCUCAAGCCGUCAUUCCGAGCUGCUAAUGCGGUCCGAUUUUUUGCGAAUUCUGCCGUAUGGAAAGCAUCCAAGUCACACGCGAGGAAGCCGGUGUCUGAAGUCGAAGACAGAAUCGCGGCAAUUCCAAUCGAACGAUAUCGCAAUUUUUGCAUUGUUGCCCAUGUCGACCAUGGCAAAAGCACGCUCUCCGACCGUCUCCUGGAACUCACCGGUACCAUCCAGCCCGGAACGAACAAGCAGGUUUUGGAUAAACUCGAUGUCGAAAGGGAACGAGGUAUUACUGUGAAGGCGCAGACGUGUACUAUGAUUUACAACCACAAUGGCGAAGACUACUUGCUACAUUUGGUCGAUACUCCGGGACAUGUGGACUUCCGCGCGGAGGUGUCGCGCAGUUAUGCUAGUUGUGGAGGAGCAUUGCUUUUGGUUGAUGCAAGCCAAGGAAUUCAGGCCCAGACGGUUGCUAAUUUCUACCUUGCCUUUGCACAAGGUCUGGAGUUGAUACCUGUCAUUAACAAGGUUGAUCUGCCGUCGGCGGAGCCAGAUAGGGCUCUCAAACAGCUUGAGGAUUCCUUUGAGCUCGAUACCGAAAAUGCCGUUAUGGUCUCGGCGAAGACUGGUCUCAACGUACAGCAACUGCUUCCUACGGUGGUUGAGAAGAUCCCAGCGCCCGUUGGUUAUCUCGAAAAGCCUCUCCGAAUGCUCCUUGUCGAUUCAUGGUACGAUUCAUACAAAGGUGUUAUUUGCUUGGUCCGUAUCUUUGAUGGUGAAAUCCGAGCAGGCCACCAUGUGGUGUCGUUCGUAACCGGCAUCAAAUACUACGUUGGAGAAGUCGGCAUCAUGUACCCGACAGAAACCGCGCAAUCUGUUCUUCGUGCUGGUCAGGUCGGAUAUAUCUAUUUCAAUCCGGGCAUGAAACGAAGCAAGGAAGCCAAGAUCGGGGACACCUUUACUAGAGUUGGUUCGGAGAAGCUCGUGGAGCCGCUCCCAGGUUUUGAAGAGCCAAAGUCAAUGGUUUUUGUGGCAGCAUACCCCGUGGAUGCUGAUCAUUUCGAGCACCUUGAGGACAGUAUCAACCAGCUCAUGCUUAAUGAUCGAAGUAUUACUGUGCAGAAAGAGUCGUCAGAGGCUCUUGGUGCGGGCUUCCGGCUGGGUUUCUUGGGAACAUUGCAUUGCUCAGUCUUUGAGGAUCGCCUGCGUCAGGAGCACGGUGCUAGUAUCAUCAUCACACCGCCCUCGGUUCCUGUGAAUGUUGUCUGGAAGGAUGGCAGAGAGGAAAUCGUCACUAAUCCUGCCCGCUUCCCCAAUGAGGAUGAUCUCCGCUCCAAGGUUCAAGAAGUACAAGAACCAUACGUUCUUGCAACCCUGACUUUCCCCGAAGAGUAUCUCGGAAAGGCCAUCGAACUAUGUGAGGCAAAUCGGGGUGAGCAGCAGAGCCUUGAGUAUUUCACAGCGACUCAGGUCAUUCUCAAAUACCAGUUGCCUCUAGCGCAUCUCGUCGAUGACUUUUUCGGGAAGCUGAAAGGAUCCACUAAGGGCUAUGCCACUCUGGAUUACGAGGAGGCUCCUUGGAGAGCCGGCCACAUUGUCAAGAUGCAGCUCCUGGUCAACAAGGCGCCAGUGGAUGCGGUUUCAAGAAUCCUGCAUUCGAGCCAGGUAGACAGGCUUGGAAGAAAAUGGGUGAGCAAAUUCAAGGAGCAUGUUGACCGACAGCUCUUCGAGGUUAUCAUCCAGGCAGCUGUUGGUCGCAAGGUUGUGGCAAGAGAAACGAUCAAGCCAUACCGAAAGGAUGUCCUAGCCAAACUACACGCUAGUGAUGUUAGCCGACGCAGAAAGCUUUUGGAGAAACAGAAAGAAGGACGGAAGAAGCUCAAGGCUGUUGGAAAUGUGGUGAUUGAACAUAAGGCGUUCCAGGCUUUCCUAGCCAAAUAG
Aspergillus wentii DTO 134E9 is the source of this 1995-nucleotide messenger RNA. Its product is annotated as GTPase GUF1. Bases 1 to 1995 code for a protein of 664 amino acids. The transcript has 2 exons. NCBI's taxonomy places the organism in Eukaryota, Fungi, Ascomycota, Eurotiomycetes, Eurotiales, Aspergillaceae. Gene Ontology annotation, cellular component: mitochondrion. Gene Ontology annotation, molecular function: GTPase activity; mitochondrial ribosome binding; GTP binding. The record is from RefSeq and is a predicted model, not a curated record. Gene Ontology annotation, biological process: positive regulation of translation.